AUGUCCACUCAACUCGACGCCGCCGCUAUCGCCCGUGUCUGCCUACACGACCCUACCAACUUCAGCAUCCAGCACUCUCAAACCAUUCACCGCCUAGUGCUUCUGCAGCAGUGGAACGUUCCCGCUGACUCUAAGGUGCUGGAACUAGGAUGCGGGCAGGGGGAUUGCACGACAGUCCUUGCCUCUGCUGUGGGCGAGCAGGGGAGGGUGGUGGCGGUCGAUCCGGCGGCAUUAGAUUAUGGUGCCCCGUAUACACUCGGCCAAGCACAGAGUCAUAUCUCGCAAGGCCCACUGGGUAGCCGGAUUACUUGGGUCCAACGACCCCCCUGGACUGCCUCUCCUCUCUUCCCUCCCCCUCUUCCAGCGAAAAUAAGGCCUUCGACGCAACAGUGCUCGCCCACUGCCUAUGGUAUUUCUCCUCCCCUGAGCUCAUCCUUUCCACCUUCCGUGCCCUCAAGCAGCACAGCAGCACUAGAGUGCCGUAAACCCAACAGCGACUCAAACGUCCGCACGGUGCUGGGGCCAAAGCGGCUUACCGAACUGGCCCUGGCUGCCGGGUGGCAGCUGGAAAGUGAGACCCGCGUGCCGGGUGGGGAGGGGUUGUUGGACGGACAAUGGGAGGUCUCUACUUGCCUUUCUUCCUCUUUCGAACAGGAAGUAGAGGAGCAAGUGAGUGAUGAGAGGGAACGGGCGGUGAUUCUUGCGUUACGGGAUGCGUGUGAGUCGAGCUUGGAGGGUAUACAGGGGGGUCGGAAAGGAGUUAAGGCCAUGGAUGUUUGGGUUGCUUCUUUCAUCUGA
Messenger RNA from Penicillium cataractarum, 798 nucleotides. Its product is annotated as class I SAM-dependent methyltransferase. NCBI's taxonomy places the organism in Eukaryota, Fungi, Ascomycota, Eurotiomycetes, Eurotiales, Aspergillaceae. Bases 1 to 798 code for a protein of 265 amino acids. The transcript is spliced from 3 exons. The record is from RefSeq and is a predicted model, not a curated record.